AUGAGACCUGUGGCAUUAAUUUUAGGGUUUAAGACAUUGUGGGUUUUGGCAUUUUCGUCUCUUUCCAACACUCUGGCGGUGAAUAACAGUGGGAGAUGGUGGGGCAUCAUCAACGUGGCCUCUUCCACCAACCUGCUGACGGACUCCAAGAACGUGCACCUGGUGCUGGACCCCAGCCUGCAGCUGCUGAGCCGCAAGCAGCGGAAGCUGAUCCGCCAGAACCCCGGUGUCCUGCACAGCAUCAGCAGCGGCCUGCAGAGCGCCAUCAAGGAGUGCAAGUGGCAGUUCCGCAACCGCCGCUGGAACUGCCCCACCACCCAGGGGCCCCACAUCUUCGGCAAGAUCGUCAACCGGGGCUGUCGGGAGACGGCGUUCAUCUUCGCCAUCACCAGCGCCGGCGUCACUCACUCCGUGGCCCGGUCCUGCUCCGAGGGCUCCAUCGAGUCCUGCACGUGUGACUAUCGGCGCCGCGGCCCGGGGGGCCCUGACUGGCACUGGGGGGGCUGCAGCGACAACGUCGACUUCGGCCGGGUCUUCGGGCGCGAGUUUGUGGAUUCCAACGAGAAGGGGCGGGACCUGCGCUUCCUGAUGAACCUGCACAACAACGAGGCGGGACGGAUGACGGUCUUCUCGGAGAUGCGGCAGGAGUGCAAGUGCCACGGCAUGUCGGGCUCCUGCACCGUCAAGACCUGCUGGAUGCGGCUGCCCACCUUCCGCACAGUGGGCGACUUCCUCAAGGACCGGUUCGACGGCGCCUCCCGCGUCAUCUACGGCAACAAGGGCAGCAACCGGGCCUCGCGCGUGGAGGGGCCCCACCUGGAGCCCGAGAACCCGGCCCACAAGCCGCCCUCCCCCCACGACCUCGUCUACUUCGAGAAGUCGCCCAACUUCUGCACCUACAGCGGCAAGACGGGCACGCCGGGCACGGCCGGGCGUUUCUGCAACAGCUCCUCCCCCGCCCUGGACGGCUGCGAGCUGCUUUGCUGCGGGCGGGGAUACCGCACGCGGACCCAGCGCGUCACCGAGCGCUGCAACUGCACCUUCCACUGGUGCUGCCACGUCAGCUGCUUGAACUGCACCAACACACAAGUGUUGCACGAGUGCUUGUGA
Mauremys reevesii (Reeves's turtle) is the source of this 1110-nucleotide messenger RNA. RefSeq names its product Wnt family member 1 (gene WNT1). Gene Ontology annotation, molecular function: frizzled binding; cytokine activity. The record is from RefSeq and is a predicted model, not a curated record. The transcript is spliced from 4 exons. Bases 1 to 1110 code for a protein of 369 amino acids. Gene Ontology annotation, biological process: canonical Wnt signaling pathway; neuron differentiation; cell fate commitment. NCBI's taxonomy places the organism in Eukaryota, Metazoa, Chordata, Testudines, Geoemydidae. Gene Ontology annotation, cellular component: extracellular region.